AUGGAGAAGAGACAAAGAAGAGGAAGAAGAAAAGAUCAGAUGAAGAAGAGGAAGAAAAAAGAGAAGACAAGAACAGGAAGAAGAGAAAACAAAGAAGAUGAAGAAGAGAGGAAGAAGAGGAAGAACAUGAAGAGGAGACAAAGAAGAGGAAGAAGAGGAAGAGGAGACCAAGAAGGGGAAGAAGAGAAAACAAAGAAAGAAGAUGAAGAAGAGACAAAGAAGAGGAAGAACAUGAAGAGGAGACAAAGAACAGGAAGGGGAGACAAAGAAGAGGAAGAAGAAAAGAGAAGAGACAAAGAAGAGGAAGAACAUGAAGAGGAGACAAAGAAGAGGAGACAAAGAAGAGGAAGAAGAAAAGAUAAGACGAAGAAGAAGGAAAGAGAAGGCAAAGAACAGGAAGAAGAGAAAACAAAGAAAGAUGAAGAGACAAAGAAGAAAAGAGAAGACGAAGAUGAAAAGAGAAGACAAAGAAAGGAAGAUGAAAAUAGAAGACAAAGAAAGGAAGAUGAUGAAGAGAAGACAAAGAAGAGGAAGAUGAUGAAGAGAAGACAAAGAAGAGGAAGAAGAGGAAGGGACAUGAAGAAAAAGCAGAAGGAAAAGACAAAGAGUUGA
This is a messenger RNA of Haliotis rubra (blacklip abalone), 612 nucleotides long. Its product is annotated as vicilin-like seed storage protein At2g18540. The transcript has 2 exons. NCBI's taxonomy places the organism in Eukaryota, Metazoa, Mollusca, Gastropoda, Lepetellida, Haliotidae. Bases 1 to 612 code for a protein of 203 amino acids. The record is from RefSeq and is a predicted model, not a curated record.